Molecule: messenger RNA, 2299 nt
Organism: Nerophis ophidion (straightnose pipefish)
Lineage: Eukaryota; Metazoa; Chordata; Actinopteri; Syngnathiformes; Syngnathidae
Gene: ggt1a
Product: gamma-glutamyltransferase 1a
Biological process (GO): regulation of inflammatory response; glutathione catabolic process; peptide modification
Cellular component (GO): plasma membrane
Molecular function (GO): glutathione gamma-glutamate hydrolase
Source: RefSeq, a predicted model, not a curated record
CCCCUGAUUGCCGGCAUGGUGGUGCUUCUGCUGGCUCUUGUGAGUCUGUUCCUGGGCGUGUUUCUGGGCUUGGGGAAGAAGUACAUGGCCCCCCCCUCUGGGUACUUCUUCUCAAGGGCUGCUGUUGCUGCCGACGCUGGGAAGUGCUCCGAGGUUGGAAGGGACAUUCUGAAGAAGAACGGUUCGGCGGUGGAUGCUUCCAUUGCCGCCUUGCUGUGUGUCGGCCUUUUUAAUGCUCACAGUAUGGGCAUCGGAGGCGGGGUCUUCUUUGUAAUCUACAAUGCUUCCACCGGGAAGGUAGAAACUAUUGAUGCCAGGGAGACGGCACCCAAGAUGGCCACUGAGGACAUGUUUGGCAACAACACCCAGCUUUCUCGUGCAGGUGGAUUGUCCAUCGCUAUCCCAGGAGAGAUUCGCGGCUACGAGAUGGCCCACAAGAGACAUGGCAGACUGGCGUGGAGCCAGCUGUUUGAGCCCAGCAUCGCCUUGGCUCGCCACGGAUUUCCUGUCGGAAAAGCCUUGGCUCAGGCUAUCUUGAAGAGCAAGGACUCCAUCCGAGGAGACGCCAACCUGUGUGAAGUGUUUUGUGACUCUUACAAAAACAUUCUGAAGGAAAACGACAUUGUUCGAUUCCCAAAGCUGGCAGACACGUACCAGAGGAUAGCAGACGGGGGUCCUGACGUCUUCUAUAACGGCUCGGUGGCGCACAACAUGGUGGAAGACAUCCAGGCAGCAGGUGGAAUCAUCACCUUGGAGGAUUUAUUGGAGUACCAGCCGGUGCUGAAUGAAAAUCCCUUGAAGCUCCAGGUGGGGGAAUACACCAUGCAUGUCCCGGACGCCCCCUCCAGUGGCCCCGUCUUGGCACUCAUUCUGAACAUAGUGAACGGCUACAACUUCACAGACAUGAGUGUCUCCACAGCAGAGAAGAAGACUCUCACAUAUCAUCGCAUCAUUGAGGCUUUCCGUUUCGCUUACGCCAAGAGGAGCAAACUCGGGGACCCACGUUAUCUAAAUAUUACAGAUCUCAUCCAAAACAUGACAUCCGACUACUUCGGCGAAGGAAUACGCAAGAAAAUUACGGACGACACCACUCACCCGGACAUUUACUACGAGCCCGACUACUUUGUCCCAGACAGCCAUGGCACAGCUCACCUGUCCGUCUUAGCCGAGGACGGCAGUGCAGUGGCUGCCACCAGCACCAUUAAUCUCUACUUUGGAUCCAAAGUCAGGUCUCGAUCAACUGGAAUAAUCUUCAACGAUGAAAUGGACGACUUCAGCUCUCCAUACAUAAUCAAUGGCUUUGGAAUCCCUCCCUCGCCUAACAACUUCAUCCAACCAGGCAAGAGGCCUCUGUCUUCCAUGACGCCAGCGAUCGUCUUCGACAAAGACAAAAGGGUUAAAAUGGUUGUAGGAGCAUCAGGAGGCACCAAAAUCACCACCGCCACCGCUUUGGUCAUCCUCAACUCCCUCUUUUUCAACUAUGACCUAAAGAAAGCAGUUAACGAGCCGCGAGUGCACAAUCAACUCAAUCCAAAUCUGACGGUGGUGGAGCAGGGCUUUGAGAAGAGUGUCCUUGAAGGCCUGAUGCAGAAGAACCAUGUAACCCAGCUGCUGAAGAGUCCAGAUUCGGUGGUCCAGGUGGUGAUGCAGCAAGGACAGCGUCUCUGUGCCGAGUCCGACCCCAGGAAAGGAGGAUAUCCGGCAGGAUACUAAACGUGCUUUCAAACUCCCGCUCAGACGUACCAAAGCUGCAGAAUGACUCCGUUUUAUGACCUCUUUUGGGUCAUUUUAAAAAGCAAACAUGGAUGCUCUUAGAGUUGUAACCUCCACCAGGAGGCUUUGUCAUCCUUUGUCUUUCUGUCUGUGAGUUAGUUGGCAAAGUAGCUCCUUGCUAACUUUCAGGAAAUGUCCAAAACGGGAUAGGAAACAAGUCAUAACAUAUCGGGGCUGAUCCGGAUCAUUUAUACUGCGUUACCGUACGUUUACAUUACAAGUUUCAAAUUCUGUCUGAGUGUAUGUUAGUGGUCCCGCCUCCACCCACAGGGACAAAGAAAGUGGAUGACUGCCAAGAGUCUUCAUCCCGCUAAAGAUGGCUCAAAAAGUGAUGGGAACAUUUGAAUUAAACUUUCCUGACAUGUCAGAAAUGGGGGGAGGAAGAAGCGAUUACAUUUUGGGGCUGAUCCGGAUCGCUGUCUGAACUCAAAGUUUUUACUACCUGGAGGGAUGUGCUCUCUGAGAGUUUUCCUCGUUGAUUUAUGUAUUGGAAGUACGAGAUAAAGGUGAUAUUUUACUAUGCUGA